CGCUCCCGGGCGGAAACCGCGCUGGGGUUGGGGCGGCCAGGGGUUCGUGCGCGCGUCCGAGGUUGGUGCGUCACGGACGCGGGAGUGCGGCGGGCCCGGCCAGGUGAGGCAGUAUCAAGCUAUUUGCUGAAGCUUCUUUCCUCCAAUCCUGCAGAGCAAUUUACACUUUGACUUUUACUUACCAUGGCCUUGGUUCACAAAUUGCUGAAUGGAACUUACAGGCUCAGAAAAUGCCUGAAACCAGGUGUAGCCUGGUACCCUUUUAGGGGGAGCUGCUUUGCAGACUAUUGCACCAGCAGCAGUCAGAAACCUGUGACCAUUGCUGACAGCGCCCCUGCGCAGAGGACGACUGAAGGGGGUUUGCAAGGACAGAGGAUGGCUGAAGGGGGUUUGCAAGGACACCGGCCAAGGGAAGCUGCUUUGGAUAUUACUUCUCCAGAGGAGAAGCCAGAAAUUAGUUUCGAUAAAGCCAUUAAAGAUGAAAUAAAGGACCAUUUUUGGCGUUUGAAGGAUGAAAUCGUGAGUCACUGGAUAGGGCCCGAGGGCCGACCUCUGCACGAGGUCUUGCUGGAGCAAGCCAAGGUAGUGUGGCAAUUCCGAGGAAAAGAAGAUUUGGACAAGUGGGUCGUGACUUCCGAUAAGACAAUUGGGGGCCGAAGUGAAGUGUUCCUGAAGAUGGGCAAGAACAACCAGAGUGCGCUGGUGUAUGGAACCCUCAGCUCCGAGGCCCCUCUGGACGGGGAGAGCAGCCGCAGUGGCUACUGCGCCAUGAUGUCCAGGCCUCUGAGGGGCCCCUUUGAGAGGAAGAGGUCUUAUGAUUGGUCUCAGUUCAACACACUCUAUCUCCGCGUCCGGGGGGAUGGUCGGCCUUGGAUGGUGAAUAUCAAGGAGGACACAGAUCUAAUCCAGCGAAAGGACCAGAUGUACAGUUACUUCAUGUUUACCCGCGGAGGGCCCUACUGGCAGGAAGUCAAGAUUCCUUUCUCCAAAUUUUUCUUCUCUAAUAAAGGAAGAAUUCGGGAUGCCCAGUACCAGCUGAUGCCUGACAGGAUCUCUUCCAUUGGAUUCACCUUGGCUGAUAAAGUAGAUGGUCCAUUCUUCUUGGAAAUAGAUUUUAUUGGCGUGUUUACUGAUCCAGCCCACAAGGAAGAAUUUGCCUAUGAAAAUUCUCCAGAGCUCAACCCAAGACUUUUUAAGUAGUCAUCACGUGGUAGUUUAACUAAAUUAUUGGUGGUAGUGUCUACAACACAAAGUUUUUGUUUGGGGGCCAUCUCUGGUGGUGUUCAGGGGCCUGAAACCCUGGAUUGGGCAGAGAUUGUACUGGGGUUGGCCAUGUGCAAGACCAGUGCCCUACCCACUACACUAUUUCUGUAGUCCUAAUAGACUUUAAUAUACUUUAUAAUAAAGUAUAAUAAGUAA
This is a messenger RNA of Sorex fumeus (smoky shrew), 1419 nucleotides long. RefSeq names its product NADH:ubiquinone oxidoreductase complex assembly factor 1 (gene NDUFAF1). The coding region runs from base 184 to 1200 and encodes 338 amino acids. Gene Ontology annotation, cellular component: mitochondrion. Gene Ontology annotation, biological process: mitochondrial respiratory chain complex I assembly; mitochondrial electron transport, NADH to ubiquinone. The transcript has 5 exons. The record is from RefSeq and is a predicted model, not a curated record. NCBI's taxonomy places the organism in Eukaryota, Metazoa, Chordata, Mammalia, Eulipotyphla, Soricidae.